This is a messenger RNA of Acanthosepion pharaonis, 7863 nucleotides long. The record is from the annotation of a GenBank genome assembly. Lineage: Eukaryota; Metazoa; Mollusca; Cephalopoda; Sepiida; Sepiidae.
AUGCGGAUUGUGAACAUAAAUUACAUUUUUCUCCGCCUUUCUCUUCUCUCUCUCUCUUUCCACCUCUCUCUGUUUUUCCACCUCUCUCUCUCUCUUUCAACCUCUCUCUUUCCAUCUUUACCUCUCUUUCCACCUCUCUCUUUCCACUAUUCUCUUUCCAUCUCUCUGUCUUUCCGCCUCCCUGUCUUUCCACCUGUCUGUUUUUCCACAUCUCUCUUUUCACCUCUCUCUUUCCACCUCUGUGUCUUUCCACCUUUCUCUUUCCACAUUUCUCUUUCCAACUCUAUCUCCCUUUCCACCUUUCUCUUUCCAUCUCUCUGUCUGUACACCUUUCUCUUUACACCUCUCUCUUUACACCUCUCUCUGUUUUUCCACCUCUGUAUCUCUCUUUCCACCUCUCUCUUUCCACCUUUCUCUUUCCAUCUCUAUUUCUCUUUCCACCUCUCUCUGUUUUUCCACCUCUCUCUUUCCACAUUUCUCUUUCCAUCUCUAUCUCUCUUUCCACCUCUCUCUUUCCACAUUUCUCUUUCCAUCUCUAUCUUUCCACCACCUCUCUCUUUCCACAUUUUCUUUCCAUCUCUAUCUCUCUUUCCACCUCUCUUUCCACAUUUCUCUUUCCAUCUCUUUCUCUCUUUCCACCUCUCUCUUUCCACUCUUUCCAUCUAUCUCUCUUUCCCUCUCUCUUUCCACAUUUCUCUUUCCAUCUCUCUCUCUUUCCACCUCUCUCUUUCCACAUUUCUCUUUCCAUCUCUAUCUCUCUUUCCACCUCUCUCUUUCCACAUUUCUCUUUCCAUCUCUAUCUCUCUUUCCACCUAUCUCUUUCCACAUUUCUCUUUCCAUCUCUAUCUCUCUUUUUAUCUCUUCCCACCUUUCUCUUUCCAUCUCUCUGUCUUUCCACCUCUCUGUAUUUUCAUCACUCUCUUUCCAACUUUCUCUCUUUCCACCUGUCUGUUUUUCCACAUCUCUCUUUUCACCUCUCUCUUUCCACCUCUGUGUCUUUCCACCUUCCUCUCUCUUUCCACAUUUCUCUUUCCAUCUCUAUCUUCUUUUUCCAUCUUUCCACAUUUCUCUUUCCAUCUCUAUCUCUCUUUUCCACCUAUCUCUUUCCACAUUUCUCUUUCCAUCUCUAUCUCUCUUUUAUCUCUUUCCACAUUUCUCUUUCCAUCUCUAUCUCUUUCCACCUAUCUCUUUCCACAUUUCUCAUUUUCCAUCUCUAUCUCUCUUUCCACCUACCUCUUUCCCAUUUCUCUUUCCAUCUCUAUCUCUCUUUCCACCCUCUCUUUCCACAUUUCUUUUCCAUCUCAUCUCUCUUUCCACCUAUCUCUUUCCACAUUUCUCUUUCCAUCUCUAUCUCUCUUUCCACUCUCUUUCCACAUUUCUUUUCCAUCUCUAUCUCUCUUUCCUCUCUCUCUUUCCACCUUUUCUUUCCAUCUCUCAUCUCUCUUUCCACAUUUCUCUUUCCAUCUCUAUCUCUUUCCACCUCUCUUUUCCACAUUUCUCUUUCCAUCUCUAUCUCUCUUUCCACCUCUCUCUUUCCACAUUUCUCUUUCCAUCUCUAUCUCUCUUUCCACCUCUCUCUUUCCACAUUUCUCUUUCCAUCUCUAUCUCUCUUUCCACCUCUCUCUUUCCACAUUUCUCUUUCCAUCUCUAUCUCUCUUUCCACCUCUCUCUUUCCACAUUUCUCUUUCCAUCUCUAUCUCUCUUUCCACCUAUCUCUUCCCACCUUUCUCUUUCCAUCUCACCUUUCCACCUCUCUCUUCCCACCUUUCUUUCCAUCUCUAUCUCUCUUUCCACCUCUCUCUUUCCACAUUUCUCUUUCCAUCUCUAUCUCUCUUUCCACCUAUCUCUUCCCACCUUUCUCUUUCCAUCUCUAUCUCUCUUUCCACCUAUCUCUUCCCACCUUUCUCUUUCCAUCUCUAUCUCUCUUUCCACCUCUCUCUUUCCACAUUUCUCUUUCCAUCUCUAUCUCUCUUUCCACCUCUCUCUUUCCACAUUUCUCUUUCCAUCUCUAUCUCUCUUCCCUCUCUCUUUUUCCACAUUUCUCUUCCAUCUCUCUGUCUCUCUUUCCACCUCUCUCUUUCCACAUUUCUCUUUCCAUCUCUAUCUCUUUCCACCUCUUUCUUUCCACAUUUUCUUUCAUCUCUCUAUCUCUCUUUCCACCUCUCUCUUUCCACAUUUCUCUUUCCAUCUCUAUCUCUCUUUCCACCUAUCUCUUUCCACAUUUCUCUUUCCAUCUCUAUCUCUCUUUCCACCUCUCUCUUUCCACAUUUCUCUUUCCAUCUCUAUCUCUCUUUCCACCUCUCUCUUUCCACAUUUCUCUUUCCAUCUCUAUCUCUCUUUCCACCUCUCUCUUUCCACAUUUCUCUUUCCAUCUCUAUCUCUCUUUCCACCUAUCUCUUUCCACAUUUCUCUUUCCAUCUCUAUCUCUUUCCAUCUUUCCAUCUCUAUCUCUCUUUUCCUCUCUUUCCACAUUUCUCUUUCCAUCUCAUCUCUCUCUUUUCCUCUCUCUUUCCACAUUUCUCUUUCCAUCUCUAUCUCUCUUUCCACCUAUCUCUUCCCACCUUUCUCUUUCCAUCUCUAUCUCUCUUUUCCACCUAUUCUUUCCAUUUCAUUUCUUUCCAUCUAUCUCUCUUUCCACCUCUCUUUCCACAUUUCUCUUUCCAUCUCUAUCUCUCUUUCCACCAUCUCUUCCCACCUUUUUUCUUUUCUCUAUCUCUCUUUCCACCUAUCUCUUCCCACCUUUCUCUUUCCAUCUCCAUCUCUUUCCACCUCUCUCUUUCCACAUUUCUCUUCCAUCUCUAUCUCUCUUUCCACCCUCUCUUUCCACAUUUCUCUUUCCAUCCCAUCUCUCUUCCCACCUCUCUCUUUCCACAUUUCUCUUUCCAUCUCUAUCUCUUUCCCUCUCUCUUUCCACAUUUCUCUUUCCAUCUCUAUCUCUCUUUCCAUCUUUUCCACAUUUCUCUUCCAUCUCCAUCUCUCUUUUCCUAUCUCUUUCCACAUUUCUCUUUCCAUCUCUCUCUCUUUCCACCUAUCUCUUUCCACAUUUCUCUUUCCAUCUCUAUCUCUCUUUCCACCUCUCUUUCCACAUUUCUCUUUCCAUCUCUAUCUCUCUUUCCACCUCUCUCUUUCCACUUUCUCUCUUUCCAUCUCUCUUUCCACAUUUCUCUUUCCAUCCUCUCUCUCUCUUUCCAUCUCUUUCCACAUUUCUCUUUCCAUCUCUAUCUCUCUUCCACCUCUCCUAUCUCUUUCCAUCUCUUUCUCUUUUCCAUCUCUUCCAUCUCCUCUCUCUUUCCACCCCUCUCUCUUUCCACACCUUUCUCUUUCCAUCUCUAUCUCUCUUUCCACCCUAUCUCUUUCCACAUUUCUUUCCAUCUCUUCUCUCUUUCCAUCUCUUUCCACAUUUCUCUUUCCAUCCUAUCUCUCUUUCCACCUAUCUCUUUCCACAUUUCUCUUUCCAUCUCUAUCUCUCUUUCCACCAUCUCUUUCCAUCCUCUCUCCUCUCUCUUUUCCAUCUCUCUCUCCACCUCUCUUUCCACAUUUCUUCCUCUCUAUCUCUUUCCACCUCUCUCUUUCCACAUUUCUCUUUCCAUCUCUCUGUUCUCUCUUCCAUUCUCUCUUUCCCAUUUCUCUUUCCAUCUCUCUCUCUUUCCAUCUCUCUUUCCAUCUCUCUCUCUUUCCACCUCUCUCUUUCCACAUUUCUCUUUCCAUCUCUAUCUCUCUUUCCACCUAUCUCUUUCCAUUUCUCUUUCCAUCUCUAUCUCUCUUUCCAUCCUCUCUCUUUCCCACAUUUCUCUUUCCAUCUCUCUCUCUCUUUCCACAUUUCUCUUUCCAUCUCUUUCCACCUCUCUCUUUCCCACAUUUCCAUCUCUAUCUCUCUUUCCACCUUCCUUUUUCUUUCCAUCUCUUCUCUCUUUCCACCAUCUCUUCCCACCUCUUUCCAUCUCUAUCUCUUUCCACCUCUCUUUCCACCUUUCUCUUUCCAUCUCUAUUCCACCUCUCUCUUUCCACAUUUCUCUUUAUCUCUCUUUCCAUCCUAUCUCUCUUCCCCUCUCUCUUUCCAUCUCUAUCUCUCUUCCCACCUCUCCACAUUUCUCUUCCAUCUCUAUCUCUCUUUCCAUCCCUCUCUCUUUCCCAUUUCUCCAUCUCUAUCUCUUUCCACCUCUCUCUUUCCACAUUUCUCUUUCCAUCUCUAUCUCUCUUUCCACCUAUCUCUUUCCACAUUUCUCUUUCCAUCUCUAUCUCUCUUUCCACCUAUCUCUUUCCACAUUUCUCUUUCCAUCUCUCUCUCUUUCUAUCUCUUUCCACAUUUCUCUUUCCAUCUCUAUCUCUCUUUCCACCUAUCUCUUUCCACAUUUCUCUUUCCAUCUCUAUCUCUCUUUCCACCUCUCUCUUUCCACAUUUCUCUUUCCAUCUCUAUCUCUCUUUCCAUCUCUCUCUUUUCCAUCUCUAUCUCUUUUCCACUCUUCUCUCUUUCUCUCCUCUCUCUCUUUCCACCUCUCUCUUUUUCUCUUUCCAUCUCUAUCUCUCUUUCCACCUCUCUUUUCCACAUUUCUUUCCAUCUCUUAUCUCUCUUUCCAUCUCUAUCUCUCUUUCCACCUUUCUCUUUCCAUUUCUCUUUCCAUCUCUAUUUCUCUUUUCUCUCUCUUUCCACAUUUCUCUUUCCAUCUCUAUCUCUCUUUUCCAUCUUAUUUUCCUUUCUCUUUCCAUCUCUAUCUCUCUUUUCCUCUCUUUCUCAUUUCUCUUUCCAUCUCUAUCUCUCUUUCCACCUCUCUCUUUCCACAUUUCUUUCCAUCUCUAUCUCUUUCCACCUCUCCUUUCCACAUUUCUCUUUCCAUCUCUAUCUCUCUUUCCACCUCUCUCUUUCCACAUUUCUUUUCCAUCUCUAUCUCUCUUUCCUCUCUUUCCACAUUUCUCUUUCCAUCUCUAUCUCUCUUUCCACCUAUCUCUUUCCACCUUUCUCUUUCCAUCUCUCUGUCUUUCCACCUCUCUGUCUUUCCAUCACUCUCUUUCCACCUUUCUCUCUUUCCACCUGUCUGUUUUUCCACAUCUCUCUUUUCACCUCUCUCUUUCCACCUCUGUGUCUUUCCACCUUUCUCUUUCUACCUCUCUAUUUCCAUCUCUCUCUCUUACCACCUCUCUCUUUCCACAUUUCUCUUUCCAUCUCUCUCUCUUUUUCCAUCUCUCUGUCUUUCCACCUCUCUCUUUCCAUCUUUCUGUCUUUCCACCUCUCUCUUUCAACCUCUCUGUCUUUCCACCUCUCUCUUUCAACCUCUCUGUCUUUCCACCUCUCUCUUUCAACCUCUCUGUCUUUCCACCUCUCUCUUUCCAUCUUUCUGUCUUUCCACCUCUCUCUUUCAACCUCUCUGUCUUUCCACCUCUCUGAGAUUUCUCAAAAAUCCUGUUCUUUCAUUGUCUUUUCUCAGUCAAAAAUCCUGUCCUUUCAUUGUCUUUUCUCAAUCAAAAAUCCUGUCCAUUCAUUGUCUUUUCUCAGUCAAAAAUCCUGUUCUUUCAUUGUCUUUUCUCAAUAAGAAAUCAGGUCCUUUCAUGGUCUUUUCUCAAGCAAAAAUCCUGUCUUUUCUCAAUCAAAAAUCCUGUCCUUUCAUUGCCUUUCUCAAUCAAAAAUCCUGUCAUUUCAUUGUCUUUUCUCAGUCAAAAAUCCUGUCAUUUCAUUGUCUUUUCUCAGUCAAAAAUCCUGUUCUUUCAUUGUCUUUUCUCAAUCAAAAAUUCUGUCCAUUCAUUGUCUUUUCUCAAUCAAAAAUCCUGUCCAUUCAUUGUCUUUUCUCAAUCAAAAAUCCUGUCCAUUCAUUGUAUUUUUUCAAUCAAAAAUCCUGUCCAUUCAUUGUCUUUUCUCAAGCAAAAAUCCUGUCCAUUCAUUGUCUUUUCUCAGUCAAAAUUCUGUUCUUUCAUUGUCUUUUCUCAAUAAAAAAUCCGGUCUUUUCUCAAUCAAAAAUCCUGUCCUUUCAUUACCUUUUCUCAAUCAAAAAUCCUGUCCUUUCAUUGUCUUUUCUCAAUCAAAAAUCCUGUCCAUUCAUUGUCUUUUUUCAAUCAAAAAUCCCGCCCAUUCAUUGUCUUUUUCUCAAAAAAUCAAAAUCCUGUCCAUUCAUUGUCUUUUUUUCAUUGUUCAUUCAUUGUCUUUUUCUCAAUCAAAAUCCUUUCCUUUUAUUGUCUUUUUUCUCAAGUCAAAAAUCCAUUGUCUUUUUUCAUUGUCUUUUCUCAAUCAAAAAUCCUGUCCUUCCGUUGUCUUUUCUCAAUCAAAAAUCCUCUGCUUUCAUUGUCUUUUCUCAAUCAAAAAUCCUGUCCUUUCAUUGUCUUUUCUCAAUCAAAAAAAUCCUCUGUCUUUUUCAAAAAAAAAAAUUGUCUUUUCAUUGUCAAUCAAAAAUCCUGUCCUUUCAUUGUCUUUUCUCAAUCAAAAAUCCUUCAAAAAUCCUGUCCUUUCAUUGUCUUUUCUCAAUCAAAAUUCUGUUUUUCUCAAUCAAAAUCCUGUCUUUUCAUUGUCUUUUCUCAAUCAAAAUCCUGUCAUUCAUUGUCUUUUUCAUUGUCAUUCAUUUUUUUCCAUCAAAAAUCCUGUCUUUUCAUUGUCUUUUCUCAAUCAAAAAUCCUGUCCAUUCAUUGUCUUUUUUUUCAAUCAAAAAAUCCUGUUCAUUCAUUGUCUUUUCUUUUCUCAGUCAAAAAUCCUGUCAUUGUCUUUUUCAAUUGUCAUUGUCUUUUCUCAGUCAAAAAUCCUGUUCUUUCAUUGUCUUUUCACAAUCAAAAUCCCGUUCAUUCAUUGUCUUUUCUCAGUCAAAAAUCCUGUCAUUUCAUUGUCUUUUCUCAGUCAAAAAUCCUGUCCUUUCAUUGUCUUUUCUCAAGCAAAAAUCCAGUCUUUUCAUUGUCUUUUCUCAAUCAAAAAUUCUGUCUUUUCUCAAACAAAAAUCCUGUCCUUUCAUUGUCUUUUCUCAAUCAAAAAUCCGGUUUUUUCAUUGUCUUUUCUCAAUCAAAUAUCCUGUCCUUUCAUUGUCUUUUCUCAAGCAAAAAUCCAGUCUUUUCAUUGUCUUUUCUCAAUCAAAAAUUCUGUCUUUUCUCAAACAAAAAUCCUGUCUUUUCAUUGUCUUUUCUCAAUCAAAAAUCCUGUCCAUUCAUUGUCUUUUCUCAAUCAAAAAUCCGGUCUUUUCAUUGUCUUUUCACAAUCAAAAAUCCAGUCUUUUCAUUGACUUUUUUCAAUCAAAAAUUCUGUCUUUUCUCAAACAAAAAUCCUGUCCUUUCAUUGUCUUUUCUCAAUCAAAAAUUCUGUCUUUUCUCAAACAAAAAUCCUGUCUUUUCAUUGUCUUUUCUCAAUCAAAAAUCCUGUCCAUUCAUUGUCUUUUUUCAAUCAAAAAUCCCGUCCAUUCAUUGUCUUUUCUCAGUCAAAAAUCCUGUCUUUCAUUGUCUUUUCUCAGUCAAAAAUCCUGUUCUUUCAUUGUCUUUUCUCAAUCAAAAAUCCGGUUUUUUCAUUGUCUUUUCUCAAUCAAAAAUCCUGUCCUUUCAUUGUAUUUUCUCAAGCAAAAAUCCAGUCUUUUCAUUGUCUUUUCUCAAUCAAAAAUUCUGUCUUUUCUCAAACAAAAAUCCUGUUCUUUCAUUGUCUUUUCUCAAUCAAAAAUCCGGUCUUUUCAUUGUCUUUUCUCAAUCAAAAAUCCUGUCCUUUCAUUUUCUUUUCUCAGUCAAAAAUCCUGUCCUUUCAUUGUCUUUUCUCAAUCAAAAAUCCGGUCUUUUCAUUGUCUUUUCUCAGUCAAAAAUCCUGUUCUUUCAUUGUCUUUUCUCAAUCAAAAAUCCUGUCCUUUCAUUGUCUUUUCUCAGUCAAAAAUCCUGUCCUUUCAUUGUCUUUUCUCAGUUUCUUUUACUCCUUGA